AGAAAAACAUUUUUCAAAAUAACUGCUAGGGUGCCAACAAUUGUAAUCUUUACCCCAUUUUUUGCACUUUAGCAAAGACAUGAUGAGCAAUUAUCAUGAACUGAGCGGAGUGAAUAAGGCGCUGAUCAGCGGCUACAACAUCAAGGCCCAGAACUACAACGAGGGCAUUGAAACGAUGAAACGAAUCAACCAAAUCAUCCAAAAGGCGUCCAGGCUAAGAGUUGGACAACAUUCGGCAGUUAUGAUUAAUCAUUGCAGAAACGCCAUCAAGAACAACAACAUUGAAGGCCUAAUUAAGAUAAUUCGCACUGGGGAACUGUAGACUUUGAGUCCCAGCUCCAGAUAGAUGACUUAGUUAAUUGGCUAAAAACAAUAAAGUGAAAAAUCUUAUCCGUAUGCACAUACGGCAUGUUAUUGCUGCACCUAAUUAACAUCAGAGUGCGGUUUAAGUACACAGAAACAGAAGAAAGUGGGCCAAGGGCCCGCGCUGCGGCCCCAAAGGAAAAUAAAUAAUUGCUCAUAUCAAA
Molecule: messenger RNA, 527 nt
Organism: Dendroctonus ponderosae (mountain pine beetle)
Lineage: Eukaryota; Metazoa; Arthropoda; Insecta; Coleoptera; Curculionidae
Product: Bardet-Biedl syndrome 2 protein homolog
Exons: 2
Coding region: 80-322 (80 amino acids)
Biological process (GO): non-motile cilium assembly
Cellular component (GO): membrane; BBSome; neuron projection
Source: RefSeq, a predicted model, not a curated record